AGAGGAGCGCGAGCGCUGCGUGUUCCUGGCUUCGCCGUCGGCAAGUAGCGCGAGCGGGACCUUCGUUCCCGAGGCCGGCGAGGAGCACCGGGAGCCUCCCGCGGCGGGACUUCAGGCGCUCAGGUGACAUCCGGAACGCGGCGCGCGAGACCCACCUGCUGGCGCGCGCGUCCGCGUCAGGAAGCCCAUGGAGGGGCGUCACGAUGCUGUGCUCGAGGAGAACCAAAACUUUGGUGUCGACCUGCGUGAUCCUGAGCGGGAUGACCAACAUCGUGUGUCUGCUGUACGUGGGCUGGAUCACCAACUACGUGACCACCGGGGGGCCCAAAGUGGCGGAGGGCGGCGGCGGCGGCGAUGCGGGCAGAAAGUUGGAGGAGGACGGUAGAGGGGAGACGCUGCGGAUCGUGGAGCGGCUGGACCGGCUGGAGAGCGUGGUCAACGAGCACAUCAGAGAGACCCCUCGGAAGGACGGGGAAGAAGCUGCGUCCUCGUCAGACUCCUCCUCCUCACUCUUCGACCACUGGGGUCACGACCUGGGCCCGGAGAGUCGAAGGGUCGCCCUCAGGAAGUUCCGUUACUACGGUUACAAUGGCUACCUUAGCGACCGCAUCUCCCUCACCCGGCCGAUUGCGGACCUACGACCGGACGGGUGCAGGAACAUGUCCUAUUCAUCAGAUCUUCCUCAGCUCAGUGUCAUCUUCAUCUUUGUUAAUGAGGCCUUGUCAGUGUUGCUGCGCUCCGUCCACACAGCCAUCCAGAGGACUCCAUCGCAUCUGCUCAAAGAGAUCAUUCUGGUAGACGACCACAGCAGCAGCCUGGAGCUGAAAGAGAACCUGCAGAGAUUUGUGGAGGAGACCAACAUUCAGUACGGCCUGGGAUUCGUCAAGGUGGUUCGCCAUGACAAGCAGGAGGGGCUGAUCAGAUCCAGAGUCAGCGGAUGGAGGGCAGCCUCGGCUCCCGUCGUCGCUCUGUUCGAUGCUCAUGUGGAGUUCAACACUGGAUGGGCAGAACCGAUACUGCAGCGAAUAAAGGAGAACCGGACCCGGGUGGUGUCUCCAUCCUUUGACAACAUCAAGUACGACACCUUUGAGAUUGAGGAGUAUCCGCUGUCUGCUCAGGGCUUCGACUGGGAGCUGUGGUGUCGAUACCUCAACCCGCCAAGGUCUUGGUGGAGCCAACACAACCACACCGCCCCUAUCAGGAGCCCUGCUUUGAUUGGCUGCUUUGUGGUCGAUAGGAAAUACUUUGAGGAGAUUGGCCUGCUGGAUGAAGGCAUGGAAAUAUACGGUGGAGAAAACGUGGAGCUCGGCAUCAGGGUGUGGCAGUGCGGCGGCAGCGUGGAGGUGCUGCCCUGCUCCAGGAUUGCCCACAUUGAGCGCGCCCACAAACCCUACACGGAGAACCUGUCGGCCCACGUGCGGCGUAACGCUCUGAGGGUGGCUGAGGUCUGGAUGGACCAGUACAAGAGCCACGUCUACAUGGCCUGGAAUGUUCCGCUGCAGAAGUCAGGAAUAGACAUUGGGGACAUCACUGAGAGAAAGGCCCUGCGAUCCAGACUCCAGUGCCGACCGUUCAGCUGGUUCCUUUCCAACAUCUACCCUGAACUCCGGUCCUACAGCAACACGGUUGCUUACGGAGUGUUGAAGAACAAUCUGAGAGACAACCUGUGUUUGGACCAAGGACCCGACACUGACAAUGUUCCCAUCAUGUACCAGUGUCAUGGCAUGACACCGCAGCAGAAUGUGUACUACACCAGCUCUCAGCAGCUUCACCUGGGAGUGCUGAGUCCGACCAUCGACGAUGACGACAACAAAUGCCUUGUGGAUGUGAACAGCAAACCCAGGCUGCUGGAGUGCAGCUACGCAGCUACCAAGCACAUGAAGCUCACCUGGACGUUCACUCAGGGUGGCUCCAUCCAGAACAUGGAGUCUCUAUGUUGUCUGGAGCUGAUCGAGACCGGACAGUCUGAGUUCAGUUUUCGACUGGUCAUUCAGGACUGUACUGAUCAGAAAUGGACCAUCACCAACAUCCUGACGGUCCUGCCACAGUGAACCAUCUGCCACCAUUCAGCUACUGGAGCCCCUUUGUUGUGAUGGACUAAUCUACAGUAGUAAGCAAGGAACUGCCCUGCUGAUCUAGAUACAUGACCAACCACCACAGAGACAGACAUGGAACAUGUUGACCUAAAAGUACAUGUGAAAGAGAUUCUGCAAGGGAAAAGCUGUUUGUGCUUGAACCUUUCUACUAGUGAGUUGAGAGAAGAGACACUCACAGAUGGACCCAGGCUCUUAACUACAGAAAUACAGCAACCCUUUAAGACUGGGCCUGCUCUGCCUCAUCGCACCGUCACUGUAACAAAGAGUGCGCAUCAUGUUUCAAUAUGUUAGGGUGGAAGGGGAGAGAUACCAGGAGACGGAUUUAGAGUUAUAAGCGUUAUACACUACUGGGCUCGAGGGUAGGCCAGGAGCUUUACAUGUACUCAGCAUUGCCAAAGGUUGACAAAGUUCAUAGAGACGAAUCAGUGACUGAUUUGGCGGCGCCCACCGUAGUGUUGUCAGGCGCACAUUCAUGGACAGAGCUGGAGAUUAAUCCAGGGAGAAGAUUGCAGGUGUACGUGCAUCUGUAACACCAGAGCAUUACACAACUUUGGCUCAUGCGGCGAUGGAAAAAGGACUGCGAUGAUGAAACUGAAACCAGACAAAGAGCCCUCAGACAGGUGAUCUCAGAGCAGAGGGUCCGGCAGGGAAAGCCUCUGUUUUUUUUCUUUUCUUCUUAUAUUAAAAAUAAGUUCACCUUAAUACUAGAUGUACUCUGGUGUUGUAGUUUAUUUAAACAUACUAUGUGUUAAUGUUGAGUUCACUAAUAUAUUGACCUAAUAUGAACUAUGUUCAUUAAAGGAGACUUAUCAUGCUCAUUUUAAGACCCAUACUUGUAUUUUGGGUUUCCACCUUAACAUGUUCAAUGCGUUGAUGUUAAAAAAGCAUUUAAUUUGUCUCGUAUUGUCUGUGUGACUAUACCUGUAUUCACUUCUUGUUUGAAACGUUCCGUUUUAGCGCCGGUCUCUUUAAGCCUCCUCCAACCCAACAGUGUUUGUGCAAGUCCACCGUUAUAUUGGCCCAGGAUGAGAAAACAGUCAGUUUCAAAAUGAUUUGCGCAAACAGCUUUUUUCCCAAUUCUUGCCAGGACGUGGUCUUCAUAUAUGAAAUGAACCCAUUUGGUUUUUGUCCCGACUACAUUUUGUAGGAUUGAGUUCUUCGGCGUGUUGGGGGGUUGUGGUGGGGUGGGGUCCAUGAAAGGGAGACUCCUGCUUGAUCUGAUGAUGUCACCAAACUACAAAACCUCCAAACAGGUUGUUUUAAUUAGUAUUAAUUCAUUCCAGGAAUCCAGGAAUUCUUCUCCAGCGUUGGGGGUUUGUAGACAUGCCAGACCGCCACAUUAACGUGUGGAACACCUAUCAAAGUGGAAUUUCCAUGUGCCCCCUUUAUCAGUAGACAAUCACACAGCCCGCGUGCAUCAGCUUAAACAGAGUCUCAAAGACCUCCUUUUGACUCAGGACCCAGAUGUACAGCAAUGUACAAGGACUUGCUUCAUGCUGCUGCCUUAUUGGACAGGUUGUCAUUGCAACGGACAAAUGGUUGCAAGGGACUCAAUUUACUUAUCUGGUUCAUUCACGGUAAAAUAAUAUGUAAAACAAAAUGCCAAAUUUAUUAUACCUAAUCCUAGACACUGCUUCUGUAACUAGUUAACACAUGUCAGAGCUAUUUGCUAAAGAAUUAUAUUAUAACAUUAUUUUUGUCCUUGCCCGCGUCCUGAACAUGAUGCAGAGCGCUCACCUCGCUUCGUUUCAGUUAUGUGGGUAUAUCGACCAUUAACUGGAAAUAUUGGAUAAUCUGGAUUACUUAAUUACACAGCAGGCUAGUCAGCAAUCUUUGGAAGAAACUGUUAUCUACGGCCAAUGAGGCUCAUUAACAAAGUGACCUGUCACAGUUCAGCUUCACACCCUCCUCACUCUACUUCACCUGUACACCCUCCUACAUCUGAUCAUUAAUCAACGCUCUCUAUAGACUCCGGCCCCCCAGACACACAUUGAUUGUUCUGAGGUUUUUCCACGCCAGACUCUCCAGCCCUCUCCACCGGACUGAUCUCCUGUUACCGACCCCGCCUGACUCAGCUUUCUGAUCCCGACCAUGUUUAACUCUGCCUGCGGUUUCUGGAAAGAUUGUAAUAAAAGCCAAAGAUCCCUGGAA
Molecule: messenger RNA, 4247 nt
Organism: Gasterosteus aculeatus aculeatus (three-spined stickleback)
Lineage: Eukaryota; Metazoa; Chordata; Actinopteri; Perciformes; Gasterosteidae
Product: polypeptide N-acetylgalactosaminyltransferase 18
Biological process (GO): protein O-linked glycosylation
Cellular component (GO): Golgi apparatus
Molecular function (GO): polypeptide N-acetylgalactosaminyltransferase activity
Source: RefSeq, a predicted model, not a curated record